UGAAACCUCACAGAUGUAUAAAAUCAGGUUACAUCCUCUCAGAAACAACAGGUGGUAAACACUCGCUAAAGCCGACAUGGAAGAUAUUUGUUACGAACUCAUUGGUCGCUCAUGUGAAGAAAUGUGUAAAGUCCUCGUUGUAGGUGGAGGAGGCGCCCUGACUGUGGCCCUGACUCCUGCGCUCCUGACUGCCAUCGGCUUCACCUCAGGUGGGAUAGCAGCGAGUUCCCUUGCUGCCAAAAUGAUGGCGUGGGCCGCAACUGCUAAUGGAGGCGGAGUUGCGGCAGGAAGUCUGGUGGCGUGGUUGCAGUCACUUGGUGCUGCUGGCCUGACUGGAACUGCAACUGGAGUGGCGGCUGGUGCUGGAGGAACAAUGGGAUGGCUGCUGUCAACCAUUUGUAACCAAACUGUAACCCCGUAAAGAUUUACAGCAGGGUAGUCUGCCAGAUUUGCCUUGAGCCUAAUGUCAUAAUGCUAACAUGCUCACUGCCACAGCGCCAUAUGCUGAUGUUUAGCAGGCAUAAUGUUCACCGUCUAGCAUGCUAAUCUUAGCUGAUUAGCACUAGCACUAGCAGUGUGUUAUGACUCUAAACAUCUGUUGUGCACUCGUGAUUUAUGUGCAGAAAACACUGAUAAAUAAUUCUGACUUUCUUGUAACGCCUGUCACUUAGUACACCUGGCAAUCAAAACCAAGCUUGUUUCAUCAUCAGCAUGAGUCAUAUAAGAAGUUCUCUCAUGCUGGUGACAAUCUUUUGCUGACUCGGGUAACAUUUUACAAAUAACCUGCAAUCUAAGCGACACAAUCACUAAGCUAAUAUUUUGGUUAGAUCCUCAUGGUGGUGCAACCUGUAUUUUAAUAUAAACUUGGCCAAUAAAGCUGAUUCUGAUUCUGAUAACCCUGACGAAUAAAGUGGUCAUUGCUGAAACU
Scatophagus argus is the source of this 928-nucleotide messenger RNA. Its product is annotated as interferon alpha-inducible protein 27-like protein 2A. Gene Ontology annotation, cellular component: membrane; mitochondrion. The transcript is spliced from 5 exons. Bases 77 to 421 code for a protein of 114 amino acids. The record is from RefSeq and is a predicted model, not a curated record. Gene Ontology annotation, biological process: apoptotic signaling pathway. NCBI's taxonomy places the organism in Eukaryota, Metazoa, Chordata, Actinopteri, Scatophagidae.